Nycticebus coucang (slow loris) is the source of this 3156-nucleotide messenger RNA. RefSeq names its product transmembrane protein 129, E3 ubiquitin ligase (gene TMEM129). Bases 684 to 1973 code for a protein of 429 amino acids. Lineage: Eukaryota; Metazoa; Chordata; Mammalia; Primates; Lorisidae. The record is from RefSeq and is a predicted model, not a curated record. Gene Ontology annotation, cellular component: membrane; endoplasmic reticulum. Gene Ontology annotation, biological process: protein ubiquitination. Gene Ontology annotation, molecular function: ubiquitin protein ligase activity. The transcript has 4 exons.
GUGGCUGGUGCUAGAGACCGCAGGCUCGCCGAGGAGAGUGGCUGCUUGGCGGCGAGCCGUGGGUGCGGGACCAACUACGGUCCCGUGGCUCUCGGGCGCUGCGGCGGGAGCGACUGGGCUGCGCGGCAUGGCUGGGGCUGAGAGACGCUGGCUCGGCCCUAAGUUCCCCCAGCUAUUAAGUGUAGCGCCACCCAUAGGGCGGCCUUGAGGAGGCCGCGCCGUAGUGGGGACUGUCGGGACAGUUCUCGGCUUUUGGCUGGACUGGGGUCUCCAAGGCUCCGUGUCCCAGAGUCGGUGGCGGCCGGGCAGCGGGACCCCCAUUUCGCAGAGUGCUUGGUGGGCAUACUGACGAAGGGGAGCGCCAUCCCCCAGGAUGAUCCGCGGGAGGCGUGACGAAGGAGAACUCCAUCUCCUAGACUGCCGUGUGUGUGGCUACUCCCUCUCCCCGAGUGCCCCGCGAGCGGCCUGACCGAGGAAACGCCUAGGACUGCACCGGGGACGGCAUGAAGUGUGGGGAGGGACUCCAUCUCCCAGAAUGCCCCGCGGGAGGCGUGAAGGUGGCGGGGAGGGGGUUAAAUCUUCCCCGGCGCCCCUCCGGCCGCCUCGUGGGGUUGAGGGGAAAACUCCAACUCCCAGAACGCUCCGCGGCCAGCAUGACGUGGUAGGGGCGCCCUGUGGGCGGUAUGACGGAGUUGACUCAUUUCCCAGAAUGUAUCAGGGGGCGGCAUGACGUGAGGGAGGGACUCCAUCUCCCAGAGUGCCCCGCGGCGGCCGGGCGGCGGCGGUGGCGGUGGCUGCAACCGACCCGCCUGGGACUGGACGCUGCAGUCUCUCGCCCGCACCAGGGUGGAAGGUCUCGCUGGGCGGUUUCCGGCGACGGCGCGAUGGAUAGCCCCGAGGUGACCUUCACGCUGGCCUACCUGGUCUUCGCCGUGUGUUUCGUGUUCACACCUAAUGAGUUCCACUCGGCUGGGCUUACCGUGCAGAACCUGCUGUCAGGCUGGCUGGGCAGCGAGGACGCCGCCUUCGUGCCCUUCCACCUGCGUCGCACGGCCGCCACACUGCUGUGCCACUCGCUGCUGCCGCUUGGCUAUUAUGUGGGCAUGUGCUUUGCUGCCUCAGAAAAGCGGCUCUAUUCCCCCAGCCAGGCCCCAGAGGCCUGGCGGCUCUUUCUCCUGAUGGCUGUGACCCUACCUUCCCUCGCCUGCACUCUGAUCUACUACUGGUCCUUCGACCAGUGGGCCCGCCACCCACUGGCCCGCACCCUGGCACUGUAUGCUCUCCCGCAGUCUGGCUGGCAGGCUGUGGCCUCUUCCAUCAAUACUGAGUUCCGGCGGAUUGACAAGUUUGCCACCGGGGUGCCAAGCGCCCGAGUGAUUGUGACAGACACAUGGGUGAUGAAGGUGACCACGUACUGUGUGCAUGUGGCCCAGCAGCAGGAUGUGCACCUGAUUGUGACAGAGUCGCGGCAGCAUGAGCUCUCUCCAGACUCCAACCUGCCGGUGCAGCUCCUUACCAUCCGCGUGGCCAGCGCCAGCCCCGGUGUGCAGGCCUUUGACAUCCGGCUAAACUCGGCGGAGUAUGGGGAACUGUGUGAGAAACUUCAAGCACCAAUUCGCAGCGCAGCCAAUGUGGUCAUCCGCCAGAGCCUGGGCGACCUGUUCCUGGAGACGUUCGCCUCCUUGGUGGAGGUCAACCCAGCCUACUCGGUGCCCAGCAGCCAGGAGCUGGAGGCUUGCAUUGGCUGCAUGCAGACGCGUGCAAGUGUGAAGCUGGUGAAGACCUGCCAGGAGGUGGCUGUGGGCGAGUGCCAGCAGUGCUACUGCCGCCCCAUGUGGUGUCUCACCUGCAUGGGCAAGUGGUUUGCCAGCCGUCAGGACCCGCAGCGUCCGGACACCUGGCUGGCCAGCCGUGUGCCCUGCCCCACCUGUCGUGCCCGCUUCUGCAUCCUGGAUGUGUGCAUUGUGCGCUGAGCAGCUGGCUGGGGCCUCAGAGCCUGCUCGAGGCCCCACUGGCCCUGGGGGCAUGGCAGAGCAGCCAGGCCUCCACUGCCAAGGGCUCUAUUCAAAGCACACUCAACCUGCAGGGGGCUGCCUUUGCCUUUGUUGUUUUGUUUAAAAAGAAAUUCUUGUGGAAACACUGCCCCCCAGUGGUAGUGGGAAGGGUCUUCACACCUUCUCUUCCCUUCCUCCUUCACCUGUCUCCAGGUAGGGGCAAAUACUGGACACAGAGAAUGAGGCGUUGGGCCCCAUCCCCAGAGCUGUCCUUUGGGAGACCCUGGGAUCUGCUCCUCACCUGGGCCACUUGCCUUAAAUUUUUGCAGCACACCCGUCUCUCGGUCAGAUUCAGAUUCACCCGGGUAGCUGUGGUCUGUUUUCCCAUUGCUUCCUGGAACUGGCCGUGUGCUGUAGGCCCCUCCCCAACUACAGAGGCUGCUUGGAGUCCCUAGUCAGAGCCUGACGGUGAGGGUGGAGAAUAGUGCACUCUGCAGCAUGGGAAUACUCCUGGCCUUUCUGGCGGGAGGUGAUGGAAGGGCAGGUCAGGGCGGCCCCCACUCAUGGGGCCACCUGCCUCUGGAGGGGCAUCUGCCUUAUACCUGGUGCCUUCUGCUGCCCUCACAAGUCUAAGGAAGGCUGAGGCCUCAGACUCCUGGUGGGGAAUGGGGACCAGAAAACUCUCCUUCCCAGGAAUGCACACUGGGGUGGCCACUGCUGCAGGCUCUGCCUGGUUCAGAAGGGGAUGCCCCCUAUGGUCAAGGCUUUGAUGGGUGUGGGUUGGGGGGUGGGCAGGGAAGAUGCUGACCAGGCCCUGGGCACAGCUGUGACACAGGUGAAGGAUGACUUUCACCUGUAGUCCUGAACCCCUAAGCUUAGCUGUUUCAAGUAAGGGUGACAGCUUCAGCUGGACUGACUUGCCCAAGGCUGCACCUGGCCCUAGGAUUUGGGAGCAGAGAAAACUCAGCUUCAUAGGGUUCUUUGCGCUGCUCAGGGGCAGUGGCCAGGAGUCACUCAGUCUCAGUCCAGAGUUUCAAGGGCCAAGGAGGGGUCGGAUGUUUAGGGGUUAUUUUUACUACAAGAGAAGUUACUUAGUUUUAUAGAGACAAAUCUAUUGUAGUUAAAUGACACAGUACUUAAUAAAAAUGUUAGUCUGAAGUGA